Messenger RNA from Penicillium malachiteum, 1128 nucleotides. RefSeq names its product tRNA maturation protein LHP1. NCBI's taxonomy places the organism in Eukaryota, Fungi, Ascomycota, Eurotiomycetes, Eurotiales, Aspergillaceae. Gene Ontology annotation, biological process: RNA processing. The transcript has 3 exons. The record is from RefSeq and is a predicted model, not a curated record. Gene Ontology annotation, molecular function: mRNA binding. The coding region runs from base 1 to 1128 and encodes 375 amino acids. Gene Ontology annotation, cellular component: nucleus.
AUGGCUGAUGAGCAGAAGCCCACCAAUGUGGAGGCCGAGCAGGAUGUCCAGAACGUUCUAGCUGAGCUGAAGGGAGAGAAUGGUGCCGAGAACACUGCCCAGGAAGAUCCCGAGGAGGCUCGCAUUGUUGCCGAGGCCGCUAAGCUGGGCGAGAAGUCCGAAAAGUCGCAGCAGUCUGAGGAGAAGCCCCAGCGCGAAUACCGUAACCAGCGCAGCUUCCGCAACAACAACAACUUCGACGCUGACUCCAAGGCUCAGACCGACGAUCCCGUUGAGAUCCGCAAGCAGGUCGAGUUCUACUUCUCCGACUCUAACCUGCCCGCCGACAAGUUCCUGCUCGGCAAGGUCGGUGGCAGCGCCAACAACGCUGUGCCUCUGGAGCUCCUGCACUCUUUCAAGCGCAUGCGCCGAUUCCAGCCUUUCAGCGCUAUUGUCGAGGCCCUUAAGACUGCCGAGAACGUUGAGCUCGUUGACAACGACACCGCCGUGAAGCGCAAGGUCCCUCUUCCCGAGUCAGUCACCGCCGAGACCAACGAGGAUGUUGUUAAGGUUUUCGAAGAUAAGGCUAUGGCCCGCAGCAUCUACGCCAAGGGCUUCGGUCGUGAGGAGCCCAGCACCCAAUACGAUAUUGAGCAGUUCUUCGCUCCCUUCGGCCCCGUUAACGCUAUUCGUCUCCGCCGUGGCGGUGACAAGGGUUUCAAGGGCAGCGUUUUUGUCGAGUUCGACUCAGAGGACAAGCAGAAGGAGUUCCUGGCUCUGGAGAAGAAGCCCCAGUGGAAGGACCAAGAUCUUCUGAUCAAGAGCAAGAAGGAGUACUGUGACGAGAAGGUUGAGGAGAUCAAGGCUGGCAAGAUCGAGGCUAACCCUCGCCGCGGCCGUGGUGGUCGUGGUGGUGGCCGUGGUCGUGGCGGCCGCGGAGGUCGUGGUGGUCGUGGUGGCCGUGACCGUGGUGACCGCAACGAGCGUGACUGGCGUGAGCGCCGCGACGAGGACAAGAAGAGCGGUUUCCGCCAGGAGAAGGACUCUCGUGGCGUCCCUGUUAUCCAGAGCACUGCUGGUGACAAGCGUUCUCGUGAUGACGACAACAGUGGCGAUCGCCCCGCUAAGAAGGUCGAUGCUAAGGAGUAA